Oreochromis aureus is the source of this 2816-nucleotide messenger RNA. It is a transcript of the gene scin, whose product is annotated as scinderin. Gene Ontology annotation, biological process: barbed-end actin filament capping; actin filament severing; actin polymerization or depolymerization. Gene Ontology annotation, molecular function: actin filament binding; phosphatidylinositol-4,5-bisphosphate binding. Gene Ontology annotation, cellular component: cytoplasm; actin cytoskeleton. The record is from RefSeq and is a predicted model, not a curated record. The coding region runs from base 98 to 2275 and encodes 725 amino acids. NCBI's taxonomy places the organism in Eukaryota, Metazoa, Chordata, Actinopteri, Cichliformes, Cichlidae. The transcript is spliced from 16 exons.
UCAGUCAGUCAGCAGCCAGGAACAGGCCCGCAGUGUGUUUCUGCUCUCAACGAUCCACCCUUCACCUCUUCAGUCAGAUUCUCAGCAACACCUUAACAUGAUGCUCGAGCAUGAGGAGUUCACCAAAGCAGGCAAGAAAGCUGGCCUGCAGAUUUGGAGGAUUGAGAAUAUGGAGUUGGUCCCUGUGCCCGACAACUUACAUGGGAGCUUCUACACAGGGGAUGCUUAUGUCAUUCUCUACACUGUCAAAAAGAAAGAGAGCUCUUUUUACCAUCUGCACUACUGGCUGGGAAAAGAGUGCACCCAGGAUGAGAGCACUGCUGCAGCCAUCUUUACUGUGCAGCUGGAUGAUUACUUGGGUGGAAAGCCAGUCCAGUACCGAGAACUACAGGGGGUUGAGUCAACUGCCUUCACCAGCUACUUCAAAGGAGGGCUCACUUACAAAACAGGAGGUGUGGCCUCAGGUUUCAACCAUGUGGUCACCAAUGACCUUGCAGCACAGAGACUUCUACAUGUCAAGGGUCGGCGUGUUGUCAGAGCCACCCAAGUCCCCUUCAGUUGGUCCAGCUUCAACAGUGGAGACUGCUUCAUCAUUGACCUCGGAGAUAAGAUCUACCAGUGGUGUGGAUCCAAGUGUAACAAGUAUGAGCGACUGAAGGCAACACAAGUGGCCAGGGGUAUCCGAGACAACGAGAGGAAUGCUCGUGCAGAAGUGAUAGUCGUAGAAGAAGGAAGUGAACCAUCAAAGUUAACAGAUGUUCUUGGAGACAAGCCACAGCUGUCAGAGGGAGGUGAUGAUGAUGAUACAGAGGCAGACAUGUCUAACAGAAAGAUGGCUAAACUAUAUAUGGUGUCUGAUGCAUCAGGAUCCAUGACAGUGACUGUUGUGAAGGAAGAAAACCCCUUCCUGCAGAGUGACCUACUUUCAGAUGAAUGCUUCAUCCUGGAUCACGGCAAAAAUAAAAUUAUAUUUGUAUGGAAAGGACAUAAUGCUAAUCCCAAUGAAAGGAAAGAGGCCAUGAAAACAGCUGAGAACUUCAUCAAGCAGAUGGGCUACCCAGCAAACACACAGAUUCAGGUGCUCCCAGAAGGAGGAGAGACUCCCAUGUUCAAGCAGUUCUUCCUGGAUUGGAAGGAGAGAGAUCAGAGUGAGGGUUUUGGGAAGGUGUUCACCACUGAGAAGGUUGCCAAGAUUCAGCAAGUUGAGUUUAAUGCCUCAAAACUUCAUGAGUCCCACCACAUGGCAGCUCAAUAUAACAUGAUGGAUGAUGGGAGCGGAGAAACACAGAUCUGGAGGGUGGAGAGCAGUGGUAGAGUUCCUGUUGAUCCUAAGAACUAUGGUCAGUUCUACGGUGGAGACUGCUACAUCAUCCUGUACACUUACAGGAAGGGGCAGAUAAUCUACACCUGGCAGGGAGCCAGCUGCUCUGUGGAUGAGCUAACUGCCUCAGCGUUCCUGACCGUAGAGCUGGAUCGCUCACUGGGAGGGAAUGCAGUUCAGGUCAGAGUGUCUCAGGGUAAAGAACCCCCACAUCUGCUCAGUCUUUUUAAAUCUAAACCCCUCAUUGUGUAUAAGAGCGGCACAUCCCGCCUGGGCAAUCAUCCUCCUCCACCUCCUACGCGACUCUUCCAGGUCAGACGGAACCUGGGUACCAUCACCAGGAUUGCUGAGGUUGAUGCCAGUGCCGCCAGCCUAAACUCUAAUGAUGCCUUCUUUCUGAAGACCCCUGAUGGGCAGGGAUUUCUGUGGAUAGGCAAAGGGGCCAGUGAGGAAGAGGAAAAAGGAGCUGAGUACAUGAGUAAAGAGCUGAACUGCAGCUGCAAACGCAUCACUGAAGGACAAGAACCAGCUAAUUUCUGGGCUGAAUUAGGAGGGAAGGAGGAGUACCAGACAUCAGAGAGGCUGGAGAGUCAGUCUAUGACUCAUCCUCCUCGACUCUUUGGAUGUUCCAACAAGACUGGCAGGUUCACAAUUGAGGAGGUUCCAGGAGAUUUCACACAGGAAGACUUAGCUGAAGAUGACGUAAUGCUGCUGGAUGUUUGGGACCAGGUGUUUGUCUGGAUCGGAAAGGAUGCAAACGAGGUGGAGAGGGCUGAAUCUCUCAAAUCUGCCAAACAGUACAUUGAGACUGACCCAGGGGGGCGUGACAAGCUGACUCCUGUGGUGGUGGUGAAACAAGGCCAUGAACCCCCCAACUUCACAGGCUGGUUCCUGGCCUGGGACCCUUCCUACUGGGACUCUAUCACCAGGAGCGUGAGGUCUCUGAAUGUUUAAAACAUUCACAUGAUAAAUCAACAGAACACAGAAAUAUUAUCAUCUUUAUAAUCAGCACAAUUUAAAUAUAUAUCUACAUGUGUACUGUCGGUGGUAGAUUUCUUCCCUAAAGUUUGUAUUAAAAUCCUUUAAUGAGAACAGUCCUGUAUUCACUGCACGUUAAGCUGCUUUCUCAUACCAGCUGAAACAACUCAGCUUAGACUGAGCAGAGCUAGUUAAGUCAUUGUAACUUCCAGUUUUUGUAAAAGCUUGCUUUGAUAGUAAUCAGUAAUUAAAGGUUUUUAUGGCAUGCAUAAUGUUAUAAGUGUUUAUGAAGUCUUUGCCAGCUGAGGAGCAGGGUUUCAGCUCGUCCCUGUUAGUACUCUUAUUGCAGCAUUUUGGAUUAACUGAAGGCUACUGGGUCAUCUUCUCACAUUACAAUAGUUCAGUAGUCCAGAGCAUUAUUCUGUGGUAGGAUGUUCCUGAUUUUGACAAUAUUGUGCAGCUGAAACAAAGCGUGUCAACUUCAGAGCUACAUAAUAAAAGUAGAUAAUCAAAUGUU